GUUCCAGUCCCAAUACUGUCAAAAUGUCCAGCAGGGGUGGAAAGAAGAAGUCAACCAAGACUUCCCGCUCCACAAAGGCUGGGGUCAUCUUUCCUGUCGGACGAAUGCUACGUUACAUUAAGAAAGGCCACCCGAAGUACAGAAUUGGUGUUGGUGCUCCAGUGUACAUGGCUGCUGUGCUGGAAUAUCUGACUGCGGAAAUUCUUGAAUUGGCUGGAAAUGCAGCAAGGGACAACAAGAAGGGUCGAGUCACUCCUAGACACAUCCUGUUGGCUGUAGCAAAUGAUGAAGAAUUAAAUCAGCUAUUGAAAGGGGUCACCAUAGCCAGUGGUGGAGUGUUACCCAAUAUUCACCCGGAGCUGUUGGCAAAGAAGCGGGGAUCAAAAGGAAAACUGGAAGCCAUCAUCACUCCACCUCCAGCGAAGAAAGCAAAGUCUCCGUCACAGAAAAAAACUGUAUCAAAGAAAACAGGCGGCAAGAAAGGGGCAAGGAAAUCCAAGGCAGCGAGAGGCAGGAGGAGAGAGCACAAGAAGCAGGGAGAAGUGAGCAAAUCUGCCAGCGCUGACAGUACAACAGAGGGAACUCCUGCAGACGGUUUCACAGUCCUGUCCACCAAAAGUCUGUUUCUUGGCCAGAAGCUGAACCUUAUUCACAGUGAAAUCAGUAAUUUAGCCGGCUUCGAGGUGGAGGCCAUUAUCAAUCCUACCAAUGCUGACAUUGACCUUAAAGAUGACCUAGGGAGCACUUUGGAAAAGAAAGGCGGCAAGGAGUUUGUGGAAGCUGUCAUUGAGCUUCGCAAAAAGAACGGACCGUUGGACAUAGCCGGAGCUGUUGUCAGCGCUGGCCAUGGAUUGCCGGCGAAAUUUGUGAUCCACUGUAACAGCCCGGGCUGGGGCUCAGACAAAUGCGAGGAGCUGCUGGAAAAGACGGUGAAGAACUGCUUGGCUCUGGCUGAUGAAAAGAAGCUGAAAUCAAUUGCAUUUCCUUCAAUUGGCAGUGGCAGAAACGGCUUCCCCAAGCAAACAGCUGCUCAGCUGAUCCUGAAAGCCAUCUCCAGCUAUUUUGUGUCGACAAUGUCCUCUUCAAUCAAGACGGUGUACUUCGUGCUCUUCGACAGCGAGAGUAUAGGGAUUUACGUGCAGGAAAUGGCCAAACUAGAUGCCAACUAAGCCUAGAAAGCUGCAGUCCCAGCCCCCUCUUCUACCCAUCGUCCUCCCCAAAUCCUUAACUCAUUGUGAAGCAGAGCAUCCCUUAUUUUAAAAUUUUGCUCAUCUAGGGGGAAUAAAGGUGGGGUUUUUCUGCUGGGUUUUUGUUUUGUUUGUUUGUUUUGGGAUUAUUUUUUUGUUCAUUUUGGUUUUACUUUCUAAACUGUUUUAUGUUGGCACUGAUAGCUGGCAUUACUGCUGUUAAUGCACUGUAUACCAGGCAUCGUCUGACCUUAGUGUAAUCUAGGAGAUUUUAUAGUUUUAUUUUAAUGAAGUAUGAAUUGAAGCAGAAAGCUCUUAGGAUUAUGUAGUCUUUUACUCGUGAAAGAAACAGGCCAACCCUAUUUUGUAACUGUGUUGUGGUGCUUUAUCAAUACAUCGAGUGGCGUUCCUUUCAUUUUUUAAAAGAACAGAUGCUAUAAACCUAAUUUGUGUUUGUUUAUUGUCUUAAUGAUAAAUCUGGAAGAAAAAAAGAAAACAGAAACCCUGUUGUCCUUAAUUAUAUUUACAAUUUUGAAAUGGUGUGAAUUGAUUUAGUAAAAUGUUUGAACUG
This is a messenger RNA of Apaloderma vittatum (bar-tailed trogon), 1758 nucleotides long. RefSeq names its product core histone macro-H2A.1. The record is from RefSeq and is a predicted model, not a curated record. The transcript is spliced from 9 exons. Gene Ontology annotation, cellular component: nucleosome. Bases 24 to 1169 code for a protein of 381 amino acids. Gene Ontology annotation, biological process: nucleosome assembly. Gene Ontology annotation, molecular function: structural constituent of chromatin; DNA binding; protein heterodimerization activity. NCBI's taxonomy places the organism in Eukaryota, Metazoa, Chordata, Aves, Trogoniformes, Trogonidae.